Molecule: messenger RNA, 7366 nt
Organism: Blastomyces dermatitidis ER-3
Lineage: Eukaryota; Fungi; Ascomycota; Eurotiomycetes; Onygenales; Ajellomycetaceae
Product: NIF domain-containing protein
Exons: 4
Coding region: 612-2168 (518 amino acids)
Molecular function (GO): protein serine/threonine phosphatase activity
Source: RefSeq, a predicted model, not a curated record
GGAGCGUCGGUUGGGAGUUCUGUUGAGAGGCGUGGACCUGCAUGAAAGGGAUUCAAUACCAGACGGAAAUCCAUGCAUUGCUGCCUGUAGAAUAAGGAGAUAUCUCUGCUCCGUUUUGGCUCCUAAACCCGAGCAUUGUUAUGGUUGGGAUGCAGCUGGAGCGGGUUGUGUCUUAACGGCUGUUUGUUGGCGUGCGUUGUUCGGCCCAACAAAUGAGACCGUCGUUGCGGCGGCUCUGCUUCCCCACCACCAACCUUCAACCUUCAACCACUUCGCUCAUUCUCCUCCUCCAACAUCAACAAACUACCAGCAACUGCGACUAUUUACCACAACAACACGACAACGGCAACGACAGCGCUGACUUCAGCUUGGCUUCCUGUCCUCGUCUCUCUCCAUUCUCUUGCCAGUGACACUCCGUCUCUUGUUCCUCCUUCUGCUUGGACAUUAGCAUCCCGUACAGUUAAAACACCGCACUGCCGCUAGGUGCACCCCGGCUGCUGUACUCGCCCAGCAGCACCCGGCAGCCAGUUGGCAGUGGCUGGGGCUGUCAGCAGCAUCUGGCGCAUUGAGACAACUGCGUCCAGAUACGGUUGCAUGGCCUGCAACGAACCAUGAACUCGCUCAAUAUCCUCUCAUCUCGAGUCAUCAGACAGCCUACCACGUCCAAUACCCGUCCCCGCUCCCGUUCACAAGGCCCUGUGUCCUCCGAAAGCCACCGAAGUGACCUAGCUGCGGGCAGAUCGUACAGCGAGGGAAAGCUGCACCUUGCGGAGUCAGUUGACGCCCAGCUCCUAGGAGAGAGUCACCAUGACGUCCAGGAAAACGAAGAUUCCCUAGAUCUACCAGACACGGUGGAUGAGAAAUCUCCUCUCCUACAGGGAUUACAAACAAGCGGCAUUCUCCCAUCAACUAGUAAACUACAAUUGAUUGCUCAACGCCUCUUCGAUGCCAUUGCCGAAACAUUAAAAGUUAUAUUGUCUGCGCUUGCCUCUCCAGGUAUAUACGUUGCGGGUGCUUUUCGGGGCGAUGACGGACGUUACUCUAUUUUAACGCCAGUAAGGCGGCUAGGGCAGCUCAUCGGAGGCCCUAACAGAGGCACGACGGCAUCACACGGCAUUGGCGUCCCUGCGUCAGGACGCAAUGUUUAUCCUGCCACGGAGAAAACUUCCGGCCGGGGUGGGAGUAAUGUACGGCGGCUAAGAAGCUCUACAUCCCGAGAGUCAAUAUCUCUCAAUACCUCAGAGUCGGAGCCUGACCGGUCUGGAUUGAGGCACACCAAUGGCGGGGGCCGAAGAACGAAAUCAACUCGCGGUUCGUCAUCAACCGACGAAGGAACCCCCAGACGAUCAAUACGUAUAAAAUUAAACACGGAAGGGAAUUUGAAACGAAAGCAGCAGAAAGCGAAAUCCGACGGAUCGAGGCAAGAUUCCGAAACUCGUGCGGCUGAAAGCUUGAAAUCGCCAAUGUCUCCAUCUUCUCAUAAGCUCACAAAAUACCCUCAUGCCCCGUCUCCACCACGACCGCUCAUACCACCACGGCAACCAUCAUACACCUCACCUUCAAACCCCAGGUAUGGACCAUCGGCCCAAAAAACCCUGGUGCUCGACCUUGACGAAACCCUUAUCCACUCUUUGGCGAAGGGUGGCCGAAUGUCCAGCGGCCACAUGGUAGAAGUAAAGUUGUCAGCUCCAGUGACGACUUCAACUCCUGGAGGGCCGACAACCACGAUCGGACCUCAGCACCCUAUCCUUUACUACGUCCAUAAACGCCCGCAUUGCGACGACUUUCUCCGGAAAGUAUGCAAAUGGUAUAAACUGGUGGUUUUUACUGCUAGUGUUCAGGAAUAUGCAGACCCAGUCAUCGACUGGCUCGAGCAGGAGCGAAAGUACUUUCAUCGUAGAUAUUAUCGGCAACAUUGCACAUUUCGGAAUGGUGCAUAUAUCAAGGACCUUAGCUCUGUAGAGCCGGACUUGAGCAAGGUAAUGAUUUUGGAUAAUAGUCCUAUGAGCUAUAUUUUUCAUGAAGAUAACGCCAUUCCCAUCGAAGGCUGGAUCAACGACCCUACAGACAACGACCUCUUACAUCUCAUCCCAAUCUUGGAGGCGCUGCAAUACGUAACAGAUGUCCGUGCCCUUCUUGCACUACGACGCGGAGAAGCAGAAGCAUAAUAGAUAUCCCACUUAGAACAAAUGUAUAUACUGGCUAAGUUGUCUUUCGCGUCUUUAAUUUAUUAUUCCUUUUUUAAUUGUUAUUUCUCCCCUCUUCUUUUCUCCCUUUCGAUGUUAUAUGCUACGCCGUGCUUUUCUUGUCCCAUUUCCCUCCUCUUUUCUUCCAAUAGUUCCCAUUAGCGUGGUGUUCUUCUCUGCCACUUUGAAUUUUGCCAAGCUUUUCUUUGCACUUUUAUUUUUUCUAUUGCGAUUUAAUUCAAUUUACAGGGUAAGAGUUGGACCGCUUGUUUUCUGCGCUCCCUUUUUCUUUUUGGCUCGUUAUCCAUUUUUCUACUUUAGUUACUUGGCUCCGCAUCCGCAUCACACGGACAACGAUGGCGACCGUAAGAGAAAACAGGGAAGGACGUUUCAUUCCAACAUACCAAAUAGCCGCAUUUUUAUUUUUUGUUCUCGUGCUUUUUCUAUUAGUCUAUCCCACGUGGCUCAUCCCAUCCGCCAGCUAGGCCUGUUCAAGAUAUAUAUAUACUCAUUUUAUAUCUGCUCUCUUUUAACUCCGGGUGCAUCACUGUACAAUACGAACAUUUUAGCUUCCGUUUGCUGUCCGAACAAUUUAACACUUUACUACAUGCAUGCCCGGCUCAGGAUUUAACCUCUACCAAAGUUGGAAUUGACUUUAAUUACGUUCUCAGAAACAAUUUCAUUUUGCUGCUGCGUUGUGUUGGGAGGAGGCUAUAUACAGAAGGAUAUAUUCUUAUCAUAUAGAUCAUGAAGGGGUGGAAUGGCCGAAAAACAUCCGCUCUCUCAUCUAACUCUUGUCCCAAGAUAAUUGUCCCAAAAUAUCCCCUUAGGUCUCCUCCGUCAUCCAAUACUGAUCCUAUGCUCUCUUCCACUUUGACGACCGAAUCUCCUCCAACCAAUCCGUAAACUUUAUUUUCUCGUCUCCAAGGGUCAUAUAACCUUCCUUGAUUCCCUUCCAUCCUUCAACUGGGCUUUUAAUAUAUCAAUGCUUCGCCCCGCAGCACAACCGCCAGUGGUUAUUGUCAGUUGAAUCCUCAUUAAGUGCCUGACGUUUUUGAUAACACUCCUCGCACAGUUCGCGUUUGGCGCAUAUCAUACACAGAGACGGGAACCUUAUCCCAAUACUCGAUAUUGUCAUCCGCACACUCUCCGUUACAUAUAUAGUCAGUACUGGGUGCGAAAUCCUCGUCUUGGUGUUCUCCUAUCUCAGAUGCCGAGGAGCCGGCGCUGGAAGUUGCUGAGCCGCUGGCCCCAGAUCCGGCAUCUGAAGCCGCAUUGCUUCCAUCACUACCGUCUUCGCUGUCAGUGCUCCAGUCAGACUCCUCAUCGCUAGACAAAACAUGCUCCACCCGCGGGUCGAUAAUGUAGAACCGUGCAGAGAAUGCAAUUUGUGCCUCCCUUUCCAACCCGCCAACGGAAGCUAGAACCUUAGCAAGCAGGCAUAAGCUGUUCUGAUCAUUCCAGCCCAUAUCAUCCGUUAAUGAGGAUAUGUACGUUUGAAACGUUUUAGAAAAGGUCAAACCCCUUUUCUACAAAAUCAUUGGAGGCUCGUUCAUCAACCCCGCCACCGGUGACGAUGAUGAUCUAUCAAACCUUUCUGAAGCCCAGCUGGCCCUUGGUGAUAUUAUUUACGAGGAGUUUCGGCGAGCAGAACCGUCGAGAAAAAGAUGGCGUCCAUGGAUGAGCUGAAAAAGCUGCAAACACGCCGACUUAGGGCUGCGGUAGGUGACGGAGCCGUUUAUGAAACAUCUGGUUCCAUAGUCUUAGCCAAUAUCCUUCGCAAAAUGGGCCGCGCCCUCGAGUUCCAGGACUUAUUGGAGAAAAUCGCCCUUUAUCGUCUGAUAAAAACGACGCAAGUUCCCAGAGGAUACCUGCGGAUGACUUCGAGCGGUCUAGAUAUGUUAUUAUUUCUUCGUAUGUCCUGAUCAAAGAGUCUUCUUUUCCAGUUUUGGUUGCAGCCCGGCGAAACGUAUCGUGCCUAUUGUCAUCAUCCUCUGUGAGCCAAGCCAUCCGCUCCCAAAAAGUUCACUGUUCAACGUUCUCCAUAAGUUCCACGAAUCUCGAUUGUUCUCCAAGAAUUUCUUUUAUUUCGUUCAGAGAAACCCCAUCCAGGAUCUCGGAGGAGCAAAUGAUUCUCGCUUCCCCGUAAGAUUUCACAGCCUCAUCGAGUCUAUCCAUAGCACGCUCGCAGUCACCCUGGAUUAGUAGCGCUUCUCGAAUCAAAAGUCGAGCUUCCUCUUCUGUAGUGGGAUCAUCCACGGAAGAAGGUCUACUGGAAAGAGCUUCGCAGAUCGUCUUAUAUGCUAUGGCAUUGUAUUGGUUGGGAUCGUUCCCGGCAUUCCCACUGUUGGAUUCGACGUCAGAGACCUCAUCAGAGAUAUCGCCAGAGUCGUUGUCAGAUUCGUCGCCUUCUUCGUCAUCAUAUAAUUUUGCAUAUACCUGCACGAGAACAACUAAUGUGCGAAAACGAUCUGCCUCCGAGAUAGAUAUUCCCAAUGCAGCACAUGCGACAAUUCCCGCAUCAUAGUGCCCAUAGUCUUUCAAAAUGAGUCCAAUGGCUCGAUAUGCCUUUUCAUCUUUUGGAAUAUCCGAAAACACAUCCGCAAACAUUUUGAUAUUUUCGCGUCUGUUUUAUGUUUUGCUGAAAUAGGUGCGCAGAGAUCCGUCUAGAAGUAAAUAUUGUCAGUUAGAGGCGACGCUGCUGAGUUUGAAGGUUUCAAGACGCUUAUCAUCAGGAGCGCACCCGAUGCGAAACGAAAGGAUUCACUUUCAGCAUGCAUCUGCUGGAACCAAUUCGAGAUAUGGCCCCGUGCUAGCGGAACCAUGAUCUUCAGCGGAGAUUUGGCAGCGACUCAAAAACCUAUUCUAGCGCUUAACUAUCUUCCCAAAAAUCUCACGGUAGACUAGCCCUAAUUCGAGCUCUUUUGCGGCAUUAUUGUGAUCGUUCAGGACGAGAGACAGAGAUUCAAUAACUCGCAGGAGAUCUAGCUCCGUUGCAGAAACAGGAUCAAGCUCCAAAAAGUGAUCAGCCCAAAAAUUAAUGGCAUAAUCUUUUAACUCUUUUCCCCCGGCCUCGUAUGCUGAAUUGUAGCGGUCACAUAUCACAUCGACAGACGUCGCAAACAUUGUAAGAUGAGCAGAAGAAGGCUUUCGUAAACCACUUUCGCCCACAUCGCCAGAGCGAAAGUAGCCCCUUAAAGAUCUAUCCAGAAAUUGUAAUGUUGCAGCGUUGUCGUCGGCUAUCAUGUUCGAGGCAAUAGAGCCGUCAUCAAGGAAAUUUUUCAUUAUCAUCACUCUCCUUGUCUCGUUUUUCUUUGAUCGUGUAAUUCUCAAAUUGCUAAAAGAGUUGGGUGAUUGAGAUACCAUACACACCUUGAUGAUUUCCCUUCAACCUCUUUUAUAACACUCUAUGAUCGGUCCUGGUCCAAAAGAGUAGCCAGUCCCUCCGCCUCCCCAACAGUCAAUAGACAUUUUGCAAACGCCAGCCACAAUAACAACUGCUUGAAUAUUGCAGGUGUUCGGAGGUUCUGCGCUGCUGAGCCUCAGUCAACAGAAUGUUAUAAGCAGAUUGGAGACUAUCUGGAAAGCUCGUUUCGAGGUCCUUCAACACCAUUCCUUCCCUACCAAUAGAAUUGUAUCGCCGCAGCAUAUGGUCGACAUAUAGCAUUGCUAACGUAGAAUUAGCGACGUAAUCAUAGACAUACUUAGGAAAAUAUGGAACAAAAGGGCAAUAGGGAAAGCUUACAAUCAGAUUUUUCCAGUAAUUUGGAGAGUAUUUUCUUUUUCGUUCGCCUGCCAAAUGCAUAUAGGUUUUGGAAGCGUCUCAAUCUGCCUUCAAUCAGAAGAGUCAUGUCCCUCCGCAGUUUCUACUUGGUAGCGACAACUUUGAGUGAUUCGAGAAAGGUAGGGGAGGACUGUAUACCAACACGGCUUGUGAGAAGCACGUGUAUGCUCAGACUCUGUUUUCGUAUUCGUGCUAAUAAUUCAAGAAAUUUCGAUCUGUCGUCGGCGGUUAUCUGAUCCAGUCCGUCAAUGAUUAAGAAAAGUCGAUAUGUAGACCCGCUUCCGAAUUUGGAUUGGAAGAAGCCGCUCCCAUAAGUCGGUCCAGUCAUCAGUGUCAACCCCUCCAUCCUUUCCGGCUUCUGACGAUGCUUGCUCACAAUAGCCGCUAUUUCCUCCUGCGAUUUGGAUAAUCAUGCUAGAAAACGCAUUUGAUACGGACAUAAAUUCGGCUUGAUCAUCCUGGUAGUCGAAAGCGGCAAUAGAGGUCUUCGGCUCGGAGGCAAAUGCUUCCUCUAAUUCUUUGGACAAUAAAAAUGCAGCGGAGGUUUUUCCAAGGCGAGUGUCACCGGAGAUCCAGAGGUAUGGAUUAGUGGUUCCUUCACGCCAUACCUGGUAAGCUUCUUCAUCCAAAACCCAUCUAGCUGGUCCCGUUACAGAAGAAUAAGAGCCUGCCAGGCGGAGUCAAUGUUGUUCUCGAAGUAAAGUUUCACGGAAUUAAACGUGGCGUGCUUUCGUGUUGCCGCAUCUGCAGUUUUCCCCGAAUCAUGCAAUUGAGUCCUCCUUGCUUCCUUCUGCUGAUUUUUUAGCAAUUUUUUAAAAUUUGGCCGACAUAUCGUGGAACUCCUCUCGUUGGGCAAGGAUAGAGACUUCGAUCCUUUCAGUCCUAGAGUCGAUUCUUUCGGUUUGGGUAACAAUGGUGUUUGUGUCCUGCUUCAGAUCUUGCGUAGUAGUGAGGAUGACCGUGAGUGACGCAGAUUCAAGCUGCGCGAGUGACUCCUUCAUCGUAGAUUUGGCCGAUUGCAGAUCCUCAUCGUUUCCCACAUCCCUGAAAGCUUUGGCCCAUUUUCCCUAUAUAAUAAGUACUAAAAACGCCGAAGGGCAGGUGGACAAUGUGCUUACUCCAUCGCCCUUUCUUUAUGUAUGUGGUUGCAAUACCACACACGCUCAACAAAGCUAAGAAGACAAGCAUAACAUGAGACCUGUAUGCGGGAAUUGAAGGCAAUUUCCCCUCGAUGAUUGAUAAAUGCUCUAGAAACGCCCUCAUCGAAUCGAAAAGGUCGACUAGUUGAUUACAAUCUGAAGAAACGUCUUUGGUCACCUACACACUCCGAAGGGUGAGGGACAUGAAUUUUCCAUACAACAAUGCAUUUAUAACCACAAGCAAAGCGAUUCAAAUC